CGCCUCGCUAGUGACUUUUGGGGUUGUUGGCGGCGAUGUAGUGGUACAGCACGACCAUGAGGAACAGCGACACUCAUAGGAUGUUGACGAACGCUGCCAGUUGCACGUCGGAAACAGCGAGCAGGGAAGAAAAUCACUUGCUGUUGCUGCUGCUGCUGCUGCUGCUGCUGUUGAAGAAUACCAAUAAUAAUGGCGACAACAACAACAACAGCACGUCUUAUUCACGUCCGUUGUGUUAGCCAGUGAGGGGCAGCGGCCACACCUGUACUAAUUAGCGUGACCAUGACAUGCACAGGUAGACGCGAGGCAGCCCUCGAGGCGGUUCACGUGGGGAGCUGAGGACACAAGGACAGAGAACACCAAUGCUUCUCAACCUGAAACACAACUGCUCCACAAAAGGUGUGUGUGGCCGCUCCCUUCACCUGUCCUUGGUCUUAAUUAGCACUUCUACUCUCUGCCCAGGUGCUAUUCAGGGCUGCCAAAGGGUCAUCAUGGCCGUGAACGUGUUGGUACCCCUGCUCAUCCCCCUUGGAGAGCAGCUCACCAAUGUAACUCAGCUAGCGGGCGUGGAGGGCAUCGAGUUGGGGCGCCGCAAUUACCUGGCGGAGGUGAGAGAGGAUGCCGCGCCAGGUGUGAUCCUUCAGUUAACGGCCAGGGUACUGCAGCAAGGACACACAGUUUCCUUCGCCAUCAAGGAAGGAGGAGAGGAAGGACUCUUUUCCCUGGAUUCCCUCACAGGACGCCUCUCUCUUCUUAAGAAACUGGACUAUGAGAAAAAACAGCAGCACGAGCUGGUGGUGGAGGCGGUGGCGGGGCCGUACCGCAGCGAGGCGCGAGUAGCAGUGCAGGUGGCGGAUGUGAAUGAGUACCCGCCUGUGUUUCCCCGCGCCCUGCACCAGACACAGAUCACGGAGGAGGAUGACAGUGGCUUGCCCAAGACCAUCCUUACGGUCAGGGCGAGAGAUGGAGACGCGGGGGAAUGGGGGAAGGUCACAUACAGCCUAACUGGGGAUGGGGUCACCUCCUCCUCCUCCUCCUCCUCCUCCUCCUCCUCCUCCUCCAGCUUCUCCAUCCAUCCCACCAGCGGCGCCAUCGAUCUCCUGGCGGCUCUGGACAGGGACCCCCACACGGGAGGCCCCAGUGGCGUCUGAAGGUCACGGCCACUGACGGAGAGCUGACGGCCACUACCAGCGUGUACAUCAACCUCAAGGACGUGAAUGACAACGCCCCCUUCUUCCCUGCGCCAGUCCUCAACGUGUCCAUUCCCGAAGACGCGCC
Messenger RNA from Scylla paramamosain (green mud crab), 1278 nucleotides. Its product is annotated as putative neural-cadherin 2. Gene Ontology annotation, molecular function: calcium ion binding. NCBI's taxonomy places the organism in Eukaryota, Metazoa, Arthropoda, Malacostraca, Decapoda, Portunidae. Gene Ontology annotation, cellular component: membrane. The coding region runs from base 363 to 1151 and encodes 262 amino acids. The record is from RefSeq and is a predicted model, not a curated record. Gene Ontology annotation, biological process: homophilic cell-cell adhesion. The transcript is spliced from 10 exons.